CAGUGUGAGGUGCAAGUGCCAUCGCCUGCCACUUUGAUGAUUCACUGUCAGGAGUCAGCUUCAGACUGUUCAAUUUUCUUGAAUUCUUUCACUACCUUUUGACAACUUUGAGCCACGGUGCUCUUGAAGCGACAAGGUUAGCACAAGGAUGCACAACGAUUUUGCAACCACCGCAGUGGCCAAUUUGGGCUCAAGUAACUUAUAUAACUCCAUAGCACCUGCCAGGCCGUUGGUGGGUGAUGUUGGGUGCGUUGUGCUUGUAUCCUGCUUCCCUGGGCGUUCUAACCUAACUCUUCCAAUGACAGCCCUGAAGUGGCCAGGUCUUGCUUCCAUUUACAAAUCAGCGAUUCUCGGCUGCUGGGCAGCCGGGGCAUGCGCCAAGUGGCAGUAUUUUGGGCAGCUUUGCUGCCCUUGGUGGCAGCGGAGGUGGAAGCUGUGCCUGCCGAUGAAUGUGAGGAAGAUGCCGGCACCUGCGCGCUGAGUGCGCUGCAGCUAAAGACAGGGAAAGAACCGACGCCCGGAAGUUUCUCUGUGACCCUUGCUACUGAGGACGCAGAAGGCCGCGUUUCGGCUCCAAAGGCCGCCUUGCAGGAAGGUGCAGAACAAGAGAGACGGGCAGGCGAUCAAUCACGGCACCAGAGGGGAGCGGCUUGCUGCCGAUGCGCCUCGGGCGAAGUUGGAUUUUCAGCAACGGGGAGCUGCGGCUUUUGCAGCGGACGUCUAGAUCGAACAGUGGCCGCUCCGACAGGAUGCAACGAGCCAUCUCUUUUGCAGUCAGCCAGAACUGCAUGUGCACAGCAGUGCGGCAAGCAGUUGAGGCGGAAAAGCUGGUACCCGGCUGACUUUCAGUGACGAACAUUUGUGGGGGACGUUCCUCCCACACAUUCGCCACCAGGGACCGACAAUUUGUUCAUUGCAAUUUGCAUCCCGCUUGGCCAGCGAUGUGAGUUGUCUGGGCUGCCACCUCCAAGGAUGAGGUCUCAUAGUCAUGACGCAACCUCCAUGAAUCACCGCCGGUCA
Molecule: messenger RNA, 1020 nt
Organism: Durusdinium trenchii
Lineage: Eukaryota; Dinophyceae; Suessiales; Symbiodiniaceae
Source: the annotation of a GenBank genome assembly